Molecule: messenger RNA, 3970 nt
Organism: Thermothielavioides terrestris NRRL 8126
Lineage: Eukaryota; Fungi; Ascomycota; Sordariomycetes; Sordariales; Chaetomiaceae
Exons: 4
Coding region: 184-3546 (1120 amino acids)
Biological process (GO): leucyl-tRNA aminoacylation
Molecular function (GO): leucine-tRNA ligase activity; aminoacyl-tRNA deacylase activity; ATP binding
Source: RefSeq, a predicted model, not a curated record
GGGCAGCACCCGGUGGGCAGCGGAGUCAUUCAAAAUUUCCCGGGUCCCGACUGACUCAAGAACCGAGCCACGCGACAAACGGGCCCGGUUUAUUUUUGAAGGUGUGCCUGGCGCUCCGGGAGCCAGCUUCGCUCACUCAGCCAAACUACCGUGAACUCAUUACCUGCGCCGUUCCUGCCCAGCAUGGCCGACACAGCGCUGCCCAAGGCCAUGGCCGACCUGGCCGUGUCCAAGACGAAGGAGCUCAAGGGCACCGAGAAGCGCGACAGCCUGGUCGAGAUCGAGAAGAAGUACCAGGCCAAGUGGCAGCAGGACCGCGUGUUCGAGGUCGACGCCCCGUCCAUCGCCGAGUACCCGCUGGGCUCCAUCAGCGCCGACGAGCUGCGCCAGAAGUUCCCCAAGUUCUUCGGCACCAUUGCCUACCCCUACAUGAACGGCCGCCUGCACGCCGGCCAUGCCUUCAGCUUCAGCAAGAUCGAGUUCUACACCGGCUUCUCCCGGAUGCAGGGCAAGCGCUGCCUGUUCCCGCUCGGCUACCACUGCACCGGCCUGCCCAUCAAGGCCUCCGCCGACAAGCUCGUCAAGGAGGUCGAGAUGUUCGGCCAGAACUUUGAGCGCUACAAGGAAGAGGAGGACGCCGAGGAGCUUGCCGCUGCCGUGCCGGCGCAGAAGGGGGCAAAGGAGGACCUGACCAAGUUCAGCGCUCAGAAGGGCAAGGCCGCCGCGAAGACGGUCAAGGCGAAGUACCAGUGGCAGAUUCUGCACUCCAUCGGCAUUCCGCUGGAGGAGAUCCAUCUCUUUGCCGACCCGCAAUACUGGCUGAAGUACUUCCCCCCGGAGUGCAAGAAGGACCUGACAAAUUUCGGAGCCCGCAUUGACUGGCGGCGCCAGUUCGUGACGACCGACGCGAACCCCUACUACGACGCCUUCGUGCGGUGGCAGAUGAACCGCCUCAAGGAGCUGGACAAGAUCAAGUUCGGCAAGCGCUAUACCAUCUACUCCAUCAAGGACGGCCAGCCUUGCAUGGACCACGACCGGAGCGAAGGUGAGGGCGUCCUCCCGCAGGAAUACACCGCCCUGAAGCUCAAGGUCCUCGAGUGGGCCCCCAAGGCCGCCGAGGCGAUCAAGGGCAAGAUCCCCGAGGAUGCCUCCGUCUAUCUGUGCCCUGCGACCCUUAGACCCGAGACCAUGUACGGCCAGGUGUGCUGCUUCGUUGGUCCCGCCCUCCGCUACGGCGUCUUCAAGGCGUCUGAGAAGGAGUACUUUGUCAUCACUAAGAGGGCGGCCAGGAAUAUGGCUUACCAGGGCAUCUUCGAGAAAGACGGUGUCCCCGAGAAGGCUGUUGAUAUCCAGGGGUCUGACCUUAUCGGAACCCUUGUGCAUGCGCCGCUCAGCUUCCAUCCCCAGGUCCGCGUGCUCCCAAUGGAGACCGUCCUGGCCACCAAGGGUACCGGUGUUGUGACGUCUGUGCCCUCUGACUCUCCUGACGACUACGCAAUGGUGACAGAGCUCGCCAAGAAGCCCGAGUAUUACGGGAUCAAGAAGGAGUGGGCUGAGCUGGAGAUCAUCCCCAUCAUCCAGACACCGACGUCCGACCUGCUGGCUCCUCACCUCGUCAAGAAGCUGAAAAUUGCCUCCCCGAAGGACGCGAAGCAGCUCCAGGAGGCCAAGGAGCUCGCCUACAAGGAGGGUUUCUACCAGGGUGUCAUGAAGGUGGGCGACUUCAAGGGCGAGAAGGUCGAAGUUGCGAAGCCCAAGGUCAGGGAGCAGCUCAUCAAGCGCGGGGAGGCUUUUGCCUACGCGGAACCCGAGAACAAGGUCGUGUCGAGGUCCGGCGAUGAAUGCACUGUCGCGCUUCUUGACCAAUGGUACCUGGAUUACGGCGAGGAGAGCUGGCGCCACAUCGCCCUUGAAUACGUCGAGAACAAGGACGGCAAAGGCCUGGAGACCUACUCCCCCGACACCCGGCACGCUUUCAAGGGCGUCCUCGACUGGCUGAGGCAAUGGGCCUGCGCGCGGACGUACGGCCUGGGCUCCAAGCUUCCCUGGGAUCCCACCUUCCUCGUGGAAAGCCUGAGCGAUUCGACCAUCUACAUGGCCUACUAUACCCUGGUCCCGUGGCUGCACACGGAUCUGUUUGGCCGGGAGAGGGGCAAGGGCAACAUUGCGCCCGAGCAGAUGAUUGACGAGGUCUGGGACUACGUCUUCUGCCGGACACAGCUGUCGGACGAGCUCAUCUCCAAGUCCGGCAUCCCCAGAGAGACCUUGGAGGGCAUGAGGAGGGACUUUGAGUACUUCUACCCUCUCGAUGUCCGGGUCAGCGGGAAGGACCUGAUUCCCAACCACCUGACCUUCUGGCUGUACAACCACAUCGCUCUCUUCCCCCGCGAGUACUGGCCUCGCUCGGUCCGCGCCAACGGGCAUCUCCAGCUGAACGGCGAGAAGAUGAGCAAAUCGACCGGUAACUUCAUGACGCUGGACGACGUUGUGAGGAAAUACGGCGCCGAUGCCGCCCGCGUGGCCCUUGCGGACGCCGGUGACGGAAUCUCGGAUUCCAACUUUGUCGAGGACGUGGCCGACAACACCAUCCUGAGGUUCUACACCAACAAGGAGUGGAUCGAGGAGACAGUCAAGGACGAGAAGCUCAGGACGGGCCCUCUCAACGACUUCCAGGACGCUCUCUUCGACAACGAGAUGAACGCGCUUGUACACGAGGCCAGGAAGCACUACGAAGACACCUCGUACAAGCUUGCGCUGAAGGCCGCGCACUACGACUUCCUGAACGCUCGCGACACCUACAGAGAAGCUUGCAACGCUGCAGGCAUUCCGCUCCACAGGGACCUCGUCUUCAAGUACAUCAGGCUCCAGGCUCUCGUCCUCACACCCAUCGCUCCCCACUGGGCCGAGUACGUCUGGCUGGAGAUCCUCGGCGAGAAGAAAUCCAUCCACUUCGCCCUCUGGCCCGAGGUGCCCGCCGCGGACCCGGCGCUGACGGCCGCGCGCGAGUACGUGCGGCAGACGUCGUCCAGCAUCAACUCGGCCGAGGCGGCGCAGCUCAAGAAGAUGGCCAAGGGCCGCCAGAGCGACUUCGACCCCAAGAAGCCCAAGAAGCUGACCGUCUUCAUGACCGAGGCCUUCCCGGCCUGGCAGGCCAAGUACGUCGAGCUGCUCAACGAGGCCUGGGACCCGGCCGCCAACGCCCAGCGGAUCGACGACAAGGAGCUCAACGGCCGCAUCGCCAAGAUGGGCGAGAUGAAGAAGGCCAUGCCCUUCGUCCAGGCGCUCAAGAAGAGGCUGCGCGACGGCGAGCCCGCCCAGGCCGUCCUCGAGCGCAAGCUCGCGUUCGACGAGAAGAAGACGCUGCUGGCGAUGGUCCCAGGCCUGAAGCGCACCGCCGGCCUCGAGAGCGUGCAGAUCCUCGUCGUCGAGGAGGGCAGCAAGACGGCGCGCGACCUGACCGACGGCGGCGCCGAGGUCGACGUCAAGGCCCCCGUGGCCGAGUCGGCCCUGCCGGGGCAGCCGAGCUUCUUCUUCGAGAACGUCUAAAAUUAGAACUGGGCCCGGUGUUGAUAUCUGUGUUGGUGGCCCGCUCUCCUGUGGGGGAACUGUUUUCUGCAAAGGCAUUUUCUCUGUCUUCCAGGUUUCUACCUGAUCUACCUAUCUAUCUGUCUGGAAGCCUUUGCGUGCGGGGAUACAGGCCGUGGUCGAUGUUGCCGAGACAAGAAAGACAAGAGAAAAGCGGAGCGCACAAUGCAAUAGACUUCAUUGCGAGAUCAUGGUUUGCAAAGGGCCUUGUCAUAUUUGGAACUCUGUGGUAGUGCGCUGGCAGGUCUGGUGGGAUGCCCCUGGCUAACUUGGGCGGUGGGUGGGCGGUCGGACCAGAGAUGACGUCGCGCUGAGGUCACUGAGGUCACGGCUCCCCUAUCGAUCUGUGCAAUGCCGUGCCUCAGAUGAAGCCUGAACGACCAGA